Protopolystoma xenopodis is the source of this 576-nucleotide messenger RNA. NCBI's taxonomy places the organism in Eukaryota, Metazoa, Platyhelminthes, Monogenea, Polystomatidea, Polystomatidae. The record is from the annotation of a GenBank genome assembly.
AUGUAUUUCCGUUCGCAGACGCCGCAUGACUACUAUGAACUGCGGACAUGGGUGUAUGGAGGAGCCCUUUUUGACCGAAUAGUUGAAGAUGGUCACCUUGACGAGCCAAUUACUGUCAAUAUAGUUCGUCAGAUGCUUCUUGGUUUGCAACACCUAAAAAGGUGCUCAGUACUGCACAGAGAUCUGAAACCAGAGAACCUUAUGAUGGUUUCCAAAGCCUAUCAUGGUUUAAAAAUAAUCGAUUUUGGCUUCGCAUGUUACUACGAGGAGAGAAAUCCACCCCGAUUAAUGGCAGGGACCACUGCAUACUCGGCGCCAGAGACCCUAGGAUAUGAAAAUCAACACUUUGCUACGGAUCUAUGGAGUGUAGCUGUCAUCGCAUUUGAAAUAUUGUCUGGAAUUACACCAUUUGAGGUGCCCCAAGAUGGACCUAAUAAAGAUCGUGAAUUAACGGAGCCAGAAGUUUCUGCCAACAUUACCCGUGUGAGGUAUACGUUCGAUGACGAUGGUAUAGUUGAUGCUUCGAAGGAAGCAAAAGACUUUAUCAGCUCAAUAUUAGUGAAGAAUAUCAAGUAA